Molecule: messenger RNA, 2305 nt
Organism: Vicia villosa (hairy vetch)
Lineage: Eukaryota; Viridiplantae; Streptophyta; Magnoliopsida; Fabales; Fabaceae
Product: probable cytosolic oligopeptidase A
Exons: 17
Biological process (GO): peptide metabolic process; proteolysis
Cellular component (GO): chloroplast
Molecular function (GO): metalloendopeptidase activity
Source: RefSeq, a predicted model, not a curated record
UUUGUUUCAUUUUCACCCUAAACAAUUCAAUAAAUCCCAUCCUUGUCCCCUAUGGUCUCUUCAUUUUCCUUCUGCAUUGAUUCACUUCACAGCUCCACUUCUCCUUCCUUCACAUCCUCUUCUUCUUCAUCCAUGGCUGCUUCUACGCUAACCGACAUUGUUGAACCUAAUCCUAUUCUCGAGAAAUUUGUGUUUCCGCCUUACGAUGUUAUUGAACCCAAACACGUUCGACCUGCCAUGCGUACCCUUCUUAAUAAACUGGAACGUGAUUUGGAUGAACUUGAAAGGACGGUGGAACCUUCAUGGCCUAAAUUGGUAGAACCAUUGGAGAAAAUUAUGGACCAGUUGGUUGUUGCUUGGAAUAUAAUCUAUCAUUUUAAAACUGUUAAGGAUAAUGCUGAGCUCCGUUCAGCCAUUGAAGAUGUUCAGGCAGAAAAAGUUAAGUUUGAGGUUAGACUGGGCCAAAGCAAGCCUAUUUAUAAUGCAUUCAAAGCUAUUAAAGAGUCUUCUAAUUGGAAUUGUUGAAAGUAAGUUGCCAAAUGUCUUGUUGUAUUGGCAUACCAAAUAACAAAGGCAGUUCUUAGUGGUGUUUCUCUUGAAGAUGAUAAAAGAGAACAGUUUAAUAAAAUUGAACAGGAGCUGAAAAGAUUAUCAGUAAAAUUUGGGGAGAACGUUCUGGAUGCAACCAAAAAGUUCGAAAAGCUCAUUACAGAUAAGAAAGAGAUUGAAGGAUUACUUGUUACUGCUCUUGGAUUGGCUGCACAAACUGCAGUAUCCAAGGGGCAUGAAAAUGCCACCGCUGAGAAUGGGCCAUGGGUAAUUACAUUGGAUAUUCCAAGUUAUGUUGCUGUUAUGCGACAUGCUCGCAAUCGUUCUUUGCGUGAGGAAGUCUACCGUGCGAUGAUGACACUGGCAUCUAGUGGAGAUUUGGAUAAUACUCCACUAAUUGAGCAAAUUUUAAAGCUUAGGUUGGAAAAGGCCAAGCUUCUCAACUACAAUAACUUUGCUGAGUUUAGCAUGGCAACCAAAAUGGCAACUCUUGAUAAAGUAGAAGAACUUCUAGAAAAGCUUCGUAGAGCUUCCUGGGAUGCUGCAGUACAAGGUAAUAAGUUUUCUAAGAAAUUCUCAAAAGACCAGGGUGCACUGGAAACUGAUGAUUUGACAGAUUGGGACAUUAAGUUUUGGAGUGAGAGGCUUCGUGAAUCAAAAUAUAACAUUAAUGAGGAAGAACUGCGUCAGUAUUUCUCAUUGCCAAAUGUUCUGAAUGGACUCUUUGACCUUGCAAAAACACUUUUUGGCGUUGAAGUUGAACCAGCUGAUGGUCUAGCUCCGGUUUGGGAUAAAGAUGUUAAGUUCUUUCGUGUUAAAGAUUCUUCAGGUAGUCCAGUUGCGUAUUUUUAUUUUGAUCCCUACAGUCGUCCUGAAAAAAGUCAAGGCGCAUGGAUGAGUGAAGUUGUUUCUCGUAGUCGUGUACUGUCACCUGAUGGUACCUCAUCAAGGUUGCCUGUUGGCCUAGUGGUGUGCAAUCACACACCUCCAGUAGGAAGCAAGCCAAGUUUAAUGACAUUCUUUGAGGUUGAGACUGUCUUCCAUGAAUUCGGCCACGCACUUCAACACAUGCUUACUAAGGAGGAUGAGGGUCUAGUUUCUGGUCUUAGGGGAAUAGAGUUGGAUGCUAUUGAAUUACCUUCUCAGUUUAUGGAAAACUGGUGUUACCAUAAAGAGACUUUAAAGGGCAUCGUAAAACAUUUUGAAACUGGGGAGGCUCUUCCUGAAGAAAUAUAUUUGAAGCUCGUUGCUGCUAGAGCUUAUCAUGUUGGCUCUAUAAGUCUUCAAAAUAUAAGUUAUGCAAUUGUAGAUCUGGAAAUCCAUACAAAAUAUGUUCUCGGGGGACCAGAGUCCAUCUUUGAUUUGGAACGCAGAGUAUCCAAGAAAACUCAAGUGACUCCUCUAUUGCCAGAGGAUAGGUCCCUUUGCAGCAGUUUUCAUAUGUUUGGAGGUGGAUAUGCAGCUGGGUUGUACAGCUAUGCGUGGGCUGAAGUGCUGUCUGCAGAUGCUUUCUCAGCAUUUGAGGAAGCAGGAUUGGAUGAUAAAAAGGCUGUUACAGAAAUGGGUCGCAAAUUUCGGGAGACCAUUCUUGCUCUUGGAGGUGGCAAGCCAGCGCUGGAGGUGUUUGUGCAAUUCCGUGGGAGAGAACCAACACCAGAUGCAUUGCUUAGACACAGUGGUCUAGUUGCAGCUCAUUGAUAUAAUUUACCCCACUUUUCUUUUGAAUAAAAUGUGUUAUAAAUUAUAAAAUAUAAUA